CAGUGUCGAAACUGGUUUCCCUGGGUUACCGUCAACAUUUUUGAGUAGCUUAACUCGGCCCACUAGCGUUAGCUGCGAAUGUGUGCUUAUAGUUAAUACCAUUUAUGAAUAGUUGUAUAUUGAACCAGACAGCAAUCAUGUGGCAGUCAAACUUUGCAUCGUUGCAAUUCAGCAGCAUAGGAAACUGACUAAUUAACAGCUGUUUGUUACAGUGAUCUAACCGAACACUAGCUAGCAUGCUACUGAAUGCAGUUCGUUCAUAGUUUUCAGGAUGAUAAAUCAAGAGUUCACGACACUGGCUUACACGAAAAGCCCGAAAACAUCGAAGCGGACAACAUUCCAGGAUGAACUUCGUGAUGCUGUCUCUGCUAGAGCAAGCAAAACAAAAACAGACUACUAUUCUGAUGACUUCAGUGAAGACGAAGAUGAAUAUUUCAAUGAACUCCUGAAAUCAAGAAAAAAGAAGGCAGAUGCAUUUAAGGCUGGGAAGAGUAAAGGCAAAAUCAAUGACUUUGAGCUUUCAGACGAUGAAGGCAAACAUGGGAGGACAAAGAAAGUUUCAUUCCUGAAAAGCCAGAGAAUCACCUCCCCGUUGGAUGACAUAAUGGCAUCGGUGCUGCAUGAAACCGAGCCACCAGACAACUCCAUCAGUGGACACAGCAAUUACAAUAACUCCUUUUCCUCACAACAGUCCACAAAUGUCAGCGAAGAUAACGCACAGUUUAAAAACAAUGGUGUGGAGUCUACCCAUCCUCAAAUGACGAUGGAGAGCUCCAGUGAAUCUAUGCCAUAUCAAACAUCAGGCAGCACUUUAAUGGACAUGCCUUUGCCGUUACCAUCUAACAGCAGUGUGAUGGGAGCUUCAGGUCCAGGGGAGAAGACAAACUCAGGUCUGGAAGAAAGCUCUGAGACUCCACAUCUGUCAACAUCUGACCUCAAAGAUGGAGCUUCAGAUGGGGAGCCACCCAGGCCCAAGCCAAGGCAAAGGACUCUGGGACUGAGCCCUCAUGCUGCAGAGAAGCUGCCUGAAGAGUCUCAAUCUCAGGAUCUCAGCAGGACCCAGCCCUCUGAAUCCAUUCCUCUUUCAUCGGAUACAUUCAGCAGCAUCACUUGGGCAGAAGGAUAUCAUGCAGUUUCACCCAGCUUCAGCAAAUUCUCUUCGAAUAAGAGUGAGCAGUCAGAGCUCUUCACAAAAUCCACAGUUCAUUCUGGAUCCAGAGAUGGAUUUGUUUCUGAUGACAACAAAGAGCAAGACGGAAAACACUCUACAUCAUUUAAUACCACUCAGAUCAUUAAGUUGCUUAACUCUCAUGUUCAGGAAGAAUCAUUUGACACCAGGACUUCAGGUCCUCAGUCUAAGACCACUCAGAGAUCUCAGAGCGCGUGCUCCAGGAAAGCAGAAUCAAGGUAUUUGGGAAGUCUCAAAGUCCUGGACAGUAAAGUAUCACUACAAGAGUCUCAGCCACAAGCGGCAGAUUUCCUCAGAGCUGCUAUUUACCAGGAAUGGCUUAAAAAGAAAAAGGAAAAGUUAAGAGAGGACAUGCAAAUAAAGAGGAAAGAGGAAAUCUUGAAAGAAAAGAAGAAAAGGGAAGAAGAGGCUAAAAAGGAAGAAGCUGUUGCAUCAUAUGAGGCUUGGAAAGAAAAGAAAGCAGAAAGUUUUCAAGCAAAAUCCAAAGAAAAGCACGAUAUGAUCAGAAAAGAGCAAAGAGUGAUCGAAGAGAAAGAAGAAAAAAGGCUGUCUGCUAAACAGGUGUUUGAUAAAUGGAAACAUGAGCAAGAUCAUCUACUCAAAGAGAAGUCCAGAAAACAGAGGGAAGCCGAAAAUAAACUUCAGGUAAAAAAGCAACAAAAGGAUGAAGAAAGAAAGAGAGAGAGCAGAUCUGCUUUUUCUAACUGGUGUGAAAAGAAGAAAGAUGUUCUCCAUAAAAAAGUCAUGAUGGAGCGUACAGAAAUUAAAAAUAAAGCAGAGGAGGAAGUAUAUUUGAAAGAAGAGAAAGAGAAACUGGCUUUAGAGAUGUAUGAAAAGUGGCUGACAAGAAAAGAUCUAGAACAGAAGAGGCAGAAAGAAGAAAGACAGAUACAGACGAUACUCCAAGAUAGUCCACCUCCACCGUGGAGUCCUCCUAAUAAAACUAUACCAUUUGGAAAAUAACACAAUGUAACACCAUUAUAAUAUCUGUGUGUGCACUGUAAUAUUUUAAAUUGAUUGAUUGAUUGAUUGA
Molecule: messenger RNA, 2222 nt
Organism: Monopterus albus (swamp eel)
Lineage: Eukaryota; Metazoa; Chordata; Actinopteri; Synbranchiformes; Synbranchidae
Gene: map9
Product: microtubule-associated protein 9
Exons: 13
Coding region: 272-2152 (626 amino acids)
Biological process (GO): regulation of mitotic cytokinesis; mitotic cytokinesis; mitotic spindle assembly
Cellular component (GO): astral microtubule
Molecular function (GO): microtubule binding
Source: RefSeq, a predicted model, not a curated record